Molecule: messenger RNA, 207 nt
Organism: Ectocarpus siliculosus
Lineage: Eukaryota; Phaeophyceae; Ectocarpales; Ectocarpaceae
Source: the annotation of a GenBank genome assembly
AUGUCGCAAAGCGUGAUGGUGAAGUCGGUGCCCUCAUCGAGGCCGGGCUCGACGUCGAAGCUCGGACAAACGAAGGCAUUGCACCGCUCAACAGCCGUGGCCCCAAAGGUGGAAGCUAUGCGCUUACUCGUAAACUAUGGCGCAGACGUCAACACACGGGACAACAACGGCAACAUACCCCUGCAUACGCUGGUGUAUUCCCCUUAA